Molecule: messenger RNA, 549 nt
Organism: Pseudonaja textilis
Lineage: Eukaryota; Metazoa; Chordata; Lepidosauria; Squamata; Elapidae
Gene: HOATZ
Product: HOATZ cilia and flagella associated protein
Biological process (GO): cilium assembly
Source: RefSeq, a predicted model, not a curated record
AUGGAGACCCAGCGGCCGCGCUCGCCCACCCCGUCGGCCAUGGCCAGCAGCUCGCCGCCCGCGCCCGCCACCUCGCCCUCGCCCUCGGCCGCCGCCGCCGCCCCCGCCCCGCUGGCCUUCGCGGGCUCCAGCGAGCAGGACGUGGCGCUGGCCAAGUCCUUCUGGAACUCGGUCACCCUCCAGCCGCCGCUCGAGUCCCGGCUGGGCGCGCGGGGCAGCUCGCUGUGCAACGGCGCCUCCUGCCCGCGACGGAGCUCGGCCGCGAAAACCAGCCAUUUGUCUGUUUCAUCCUCAGUGAGUGACAGAAGAGAAGAAGAGAGGCACUCGGAAACAGAGAAAGAUGUGUGGAAAGAGCACUGCCUAGAGAAGGCUAAAACGAGAGAAGACAUCAUUGCAUUACUGAAAAAACAAAGAGAAGAGCGGAUAUCGAAAGAAUCCUUAUCUCGUGCGCACAAGCCAAAGGGCAAAGGGCCACCAAGGGACCAGGAAGACAAAAGGGAGAAGGAAGAACAGUCUGAGGAUGAAGCGAGCGUAAAGGCGCUACCUUGA